Archocentrus centrarchus (flier cichlid) is the source of this 2834-nucleotide messenger RNA. RefSeq names its product katanin p80 (WD repeat containing) subunit B 1 (gene katnb1). NCBI's taxonomy places the organism in Eukaryota, Metazoa, Chordata, Actinopteri, Cichliformes, Cichlidae. Gene Ontology annotation, molecular function: microtubule binding. The transcript is spliced from 20 exons. Gene Ontology annotation, cellular component: katanin complex. The record is from RefSeq and is a predicted model, not a curated record. The coding region runs from base 222 to 2324 and encodes 700 amino acids. Gene Ontology annotation, biological process: microtubule severing; microtubule depolymerization.
UUUUUAAAAAACGUAGUGACGUUAGCGGAAGUGAGGUGUUGUUCAGUUGCUAAGCUGCAGACGAGCAGCACCGGGACCGUCUGCGGGUUUCUGCCGCCGCAUCAUCGGAUCAGCUGCAGGCUGUCCACCGCUGACCGGCCGCAGCCGACAAACGGAGGUGUUUGACGCGCUAAAUGAAUUAACCUCAGCCGGGGUCCAGACAUAGCAGCCAGUCUCCCAAUAUGACCAGUAUGGCUGCCGCCAGCACCACCAAGAUUGCAUGGCGCCUGCAGGAGUUUGAGGCUCAUUCCAGCUCCGUUUCCUGUCUGGCUCUGGGGAAAAGCUCGGGCCGCCUGCUGGCCACAGGAGGAGAGGACUGCAGGGUCAACAUCUGGGCCGUCAGCAAGGCCAACUGCAUCAUGAGUUUGACUGGUCACAAGAACCCAGUGGAGUGUAUCCAGUUCAACAUGUCGGAGGAGCAGGUGGUGGCCGGGUCGCAGUCCGGAUCGAUACGAGUCUGGGACCUGGAGGCUGCCAAGAUUUUAAGGACUCUGAUGGGACACAAAGCCAACAUCACCAGUCUGGGCUUCCAUCCGUUCGGAGACUUCCUGGCCUCCAGCUCCAUGGACACAAACAUUAAGCUGUGGGACGUGCGGAGGAAGGGCUACGUGUUCAGGUAUAAGGGUCACACUCAGGCCGUGAGGAGUCUGGCCUUCAGUCCCGACGGGAAGUGGUUGGCAUCAGCGAGCGACGACUGCACCGUCAAGCUGUGGGACCUGGCUCAGGGGAAAACCAUCACAGAGUUCAAGUCUCACACCGGGCCCGUCAACAUCGUCCAGUUCCACCCCAACGAGUACCUGCUGGCGUCCGGCAGCUCCGACAGGUCCAUCAAGCUUUGGGAUCUGGAGAAGUUUACGAUGAUCGGCUCGUUGGAGGGUGACACGACUCCGGUCAGGUGUGUGUGUUUUAGCCCGGACGGCUCCUGCCUGUACAGCGGGGCCACGGACUCUUUGCGGGUCUUCGGCUGGGAGCCCGACCGCUGCUUCGACGUGGUGCUGGUGGGCUGGGGGAGGGUUUCUGACCUCGCUGUCUGCAACCAGCAACUGAUCGGUGUGUCUCACCAGCUGUCCAGUGUGUCAUCUUAUGUGGUCGAUCUGAAGAGGGUGAAGAAGAGCGGCGGUGCUGCGAUCCAGGGCGUCAUCCAGGACAGCCAGCCGCUCACAGAGCCGAAGAAAGAUCCCAAAGGAACGGCACUGCGAAAGAGCUACGAGAGACCCACGACCACCUGCGGCUCACAGAGGGUCAAGCACCGUUCAGAUUCUGAUAGGCGGAGCCCCGAAGGUGAGAGGCGGAGCCCCAGUGAGGACGAGGCGGAAGAGAAGCUGUCGUCGGCCGAGAUCCACAACGCCGAAGACUACAAGGCGAUCUUCCAGCCAAAGAACGCCAUCUCUCGCACUCCUCCUAAGAUGUCCGAGCCGUUCCCCGCUCCUCCGGAGGACGAGUCCAUUUUGGCAAUCGGCCGGCAGCUGAAGGACGUGAUAUCUCCUUUUCCAGCCAAACAGCAGGCUCCUCCGCUGGCCUCCUCCACUCCCGUGCAGAGGGUGGAGCCUACGGUCGUCUCCUCUGCAAAGCGUCCGGCUCCUCCAGCUGCGGGCACGGCGUCCUCCGCUCCCCCCGCCUCCACCCAGCCCCCCUUCACCACAGCCAAGACGAAACCGGAACCUAAAAUCAUCCCGAGCACCAGGAACGAGCCCAUCGGACUGAACGUGGCCGACUUCCUGCCCUCUUCGCCCAGCAGCAGAUCCGCAGCUCUGAACGACGAAGAGGCCCUGACCCAGAUCAGGAAGGGUCACGACACCAUGUGUGUGAUGCUGAGCAGCCGACAUAAGAACCUGCAGACGGUCCGAGCCAUGUGGGCCCGAGAGGACAUCAAGAUGGCUCUGGACACCGCUGUCUCCAUGAAUGAUCUGUCCAUCGUUGUGGACAUCCUGAACAUCAUCAACCUCCAGCCCUCUUUGUGGAAGCUGGACGUGUGCGUGACCAUCCUGCCUCAGCUCGACAAACUGCUGCAGAGCAAAUACGAGAGCUACAUGCAGACCGGCUGCACGUCUCUGAGGCUCGUCAUGAAGCACUUCUGGACGCUGAUCUCUGACACUCUGAAGGCCACGCCGUCCGUCGGGGUCGACAUCACACGAGAGGAGCGACACCACAAGUGUCGAGUGUGCUGCAAGCAGCUGAAGAACCUGAGCAACAUCGCCAAGAACAAGGCGGCGCAGGUCGGCCGUCACGGCAGCGCCUUCAAGGAGCUGCAGCUGCUCAUGGCGCCGCUCGACGACUCGCCCUGAGGACGCCGCCGCAGAUCGGCCGACCUGCAGCACCUGCGCUUUGUGCGUCCUUUUGUUAUGACACAGACCCUCCGGAGACCUCCGUCACAGAGGAAGACAUGCUUUGAUUCAGAAGACAUUAGACUCCUUCAGUCUUCCUCAGAAUCAGAGGAAGAGGAGAAAUCAAACUUCAGCUGUGGAGGAAUCGGCGUCUCGGUUCUCGGUGGGAAAUCGCAGAUGUUGGCGGUGAUGUGCCGUCAAGAGGUUUGAAUGUUUAAAAAGUGCUCGCAGCAUGAGUGCUCAUGAAAGGCCGGAGUGAAGAGCCAAUCAGCUGAAAACUGAGAAACCGCCCUGAAGCUCGACCACGUCCGAGUCUCUGCGUUUAAUCUCGUAAACCAGCAACACGUUUGUGCAAAGUCGCUGUGAGCAGCAGGACCUCAAACACACCAGCUCACACUGCACACUUUUCUACUGUUCAGCCUUCCUGUGUUCAUGUUGUUUAUUUAAAUAAAGACAGCUGUUGGAAAUAAA